Molecule: messenger RNA, 1163 nt
Organism: Rhipicephalus sanguineus (brown dog tick)
Lineage: Eukaryota; Metazoa; Arthropoda; Arachnida; Ixodida; Ixodidae
Exons: 4
Coding region: 47-1045 (332 amino acids)
Source: RefSeq, a predicted model, not a curated record
GCACGAGCUUGAGUAUCAUCAUUCGCGUUCCAUCAGGCCGUCAGCCAUGGCACAGCUCGUCGUCGGCGCCAUCCUGUCUGUGAUGUGCUGCUGGGCGUGUCAGGCUGCUGCCGCGCCCAAUAGCGGCAAGCCGGCGGCCGCUCUGGCCUCGGUGCUGACGGUGCUCAAGCGUGCGGCUAGCGUCACGCCGAAGAACCUGAGCCUGGACGAGCGCGAGCCCGUGCUUACGCUGACCUGCACCGUGGGAUACAGCAACUUCGGCGCAGUAUUCUGGACGCUGUACGACCGCGACCUGCGCGACAUCGGCCACGUCGAGGAAAGUAGCGCACUCAUGGACGACGGCCGUACCAUCGCCAAGGUGUCCGUGCUGCGCAUCGGCGGCUGGCAGGUGCUGCCCACCGAGUCCGGCGCCUACCCAUUCAAGUGCAACACUUUCGCCGACUUCAAGGUGGCCUCGGACACGGCCCUGGUGCACAGCCAGCUGACCGACACGUGCACGCCCUCGGACGGCAAGUGCGAGGCCCGGGGCGCGCGCUGCGUGCAGGGACGCUGCGCAUGCGUCGACGAGCGCCACCCGCUGCGCCUGCGCUCCCUGCACACCGUGUGCUGGCCCAAGGUCCGUCUCGGAGGCCGCUGCUAUUUCCAGGAGCAGUGCAGCGCGGCGGGGCACAGCGAGUGCGUGGUGAACCUUGGCUGGUGCGCAUGCCGCGAAGGGUUCGCUCGCUCGGCCGACAGCUGCAAAGCCAAGCCCGAAGGUGGUCUGUGGGCGCGCUGUGCGAGGCACGCCGACUGCCGGUCGGCCAAUGCGCGCUGCGUGUACAGCCACUGCGAGUGCCCCAGCGGAACGCUGCUUGCCACCAAAGACGCCACCGAGUGCCUGAACGCGACCACGGUUGCCAUGGCGUCUCCCGAGAAGAUGCUUGCCCCGGCGGCCGCCAUACCCUGGCACUUGGCGCCCAUGGCGGCCUUGCAAGAGGCUCCCGAGGUGCCUUCGUUCGGCAAGCCGCACAAGCAUAUCCGCGACUCACCCAUCGACGACGACUGAAGGAACCAAUCGGAGCACGGCAAUAAAUUCUGCUGAAUAUUUCAACAUAAUGAGCUCAUUAAAAUGGACGUUCUUGGCGGCUGGUGUUAUCGCUCGUAAUAAAGAUUCCUUGUGCAUU